CGAGCUAUUGUAAACUUUGUUGUCUUGUCUUUUAGGACGUUGUUACAGAUCUAACGACUUAAAACUAAUCAGUAUUUAAUAAAACAACGAACGACAAGUUUCGUUUAACUGAUACUAAACUAAUUUUCCGAAUUUUCCGAAAGUUUGUCAAAUUCCGACGUCUUUUCCAGAAUGGAGCUUGGAGAGAAGCUGAAAGAACUGAACAUGACGGAGGAGGAAAUCGGCAGAUUCUCGAAGGCGUUUAAAGAUGAGAAAUUCCGGGAAAUGCUGUGUGAAUACGCCGAGGAAAUAUCAAACCCAGAGAACAAAAAAAGAUAUGAAGAGGAGAUCAGACUUCUGGAGCAGGAGAGAGGACACAAGGUGGAGUUCAUCCACCCAGAACCAUUCAGAUGUCUCAGGACGAGCGUGAAUGGGAAAGAGAAAUGCUACAUCAAUAUUUGUUCAAAUGAAAAAGUUGGGAAGCCUUCAUGUAAGAGUGGGGUUUCAGAAACUGGUCAAAGAGGGCACUGUUGGUCCCUUCCUCACUGUCUUCACCCUGGGAGACAAGACAUAGACCAGAAGGGGAAGAAAAUAAUGAUUUAUGAUGUCAUUUUCCACCCUGAUACUAUUCACAUGGCAAGCAAAAGUAAGAAAUUCAUGGAAAUAGUUGACGGUGCAGCUAUUCAGGGUAUCCAGGAGGGUUUUAAAGUGACUCUGGACAAAAACAAUGUGAAACACUUGAAAGUAAAGUAUAAAGGCACCCCGCAGGCACCUGUCAUCCGAAAACCCAUACCUGGAUACCAAGCCAAGGAGGUCAAAGAUGGGCAGCCUGACCCUCUUGCUGUCCCGUAUCCUGAUGAAAAAAGACCCACCUCAUGUAAAAGUACAACAAAAGGCAUCAGUGCAACUAAACCCCAGAGCUUCCAGAUCCAGCCUGAGAAAACCAACAAGCCGACUGAGCCCAAGUACACAGUCAAAUAUCGAUCAUUCAUCGAUCUGCAAGACUUCAGAUGUUCAAGAGACUCAGGUCGGAGCCCUAGGCCCAAAGAGAUUGUGGUAACUAUUGACCUGCCUCUUUUGAAGUCAGUCGCAGACACCAGCCUUGAAAUAAAAGAGCAAAACCUGCUGCUGGAGUCCAAGAACCCCGCCUACAGACUGGAGCUGACCUUGGCCUACCUUGUGGACGAGGAUAAAGGAGAGGCCAAGUUCAACAAACACAGUCGGCAGCUCAUUGUCACACUGCCUGUUCUUCCUUCUAAGGAGGUGUUUGACUUCCCCGGAGCUCCUCCUGCUGAAACUGUCACUGAGAUUCAGAGGGGUGAUGAAGACGGACAGGAGGAAGAGGAGGGCAGGUGUGAGAAGCAGAUAGGAGAAGGUGAAGAAAAGGUGGAAGGAGAAGAGGAGGGAAUGAGACAGCAGCAGAGGGUGGAGGGAGAGGAAGGUGAGGAGAAAGGACAGGGAGAGAGGAGGGAUGAUGGUGAGGAAGAGGAUGAGGAGGAGAAAAGAGGAGGUGAGAGAUGUGAAGAGGAGAAAAAAGAAGUGGGGGAUGAGGAGCAGGGAAAGGGGCGAGAAAGUGUGGAGGAGGAAAAAGAGGAAGGUGAGGAGAAAGGACAGGGAGAGAGGAGGGAUGGAGGUGAGGAAGAGGAUGAGGAGGAGAGAAGAGGAAGUGAGAGAUGUGAAGAGCAGAAAAAAGAAGUGGGGGGUGAAGAGCAGGGAAAGGGUCGAGAAAGUGUGGAGGAGAAAAAAGAGGAAGGAGAACAACAAAAGAUGGAGGUGGAGGAAGGUGAGGAGAAAGGACAGGGUGAGAGGAGGGAUGAAGGUGAGGAAGAGGAUGAGGAGGAGAAAAGAGGUGAGAAAUGUGAAGAGGAGAAAAAAGAAAUGGGGGAUGAGGAGCAGGGAAAGGGCCGAGAAAGUGUGGAGGAGGAAAAGGAGGAAGGAGAACAGGAAGAAAUUAAACAGCAAAAGAUGGAGGUGGAGGAAGGCGAGGAUGAGGAGGGAACUGUGGAAGAGGAGAGAAAAGAAGACAAAAAAUGUGAGGAGAAAGAAGAAGUUGAGGACAAAGAGGAGGAGGAAAAGGAGGGAAUGAAACAGCAAAAGAUGGAGGUAGAGGAAGGUGAGGAUGGGAAAGACAGAGGAGGUGAAGAGAGAGGACAGGAUGAAGAGGAGAAAAGAGAAGACAAAAAAUGUAAGGAGAAAAAAGAGCUGAAAAUGGAGGAGGAAAUGAAACAGCAGGAGAUGGAGGUGGAGGAAGGUGAGGAUGGGAAAGACAGAGGAGGUGAAGAGAGAGGACAGGAUGAAGAAGAGGAGGGGGAGGAAAAAAGAGAAGGUGAGGAAUGUGAGGAGAAGAAAGAAGUGGGGGGUAAGUGGAAGGAACCCAGAAAGGAGGAAGAGGAGAGGGAGGAGCAGCAGCAGGAAAAAGGCCAAGAAUGUGUGGAGGAGGAAGAGGAGGAGGAGGAGGAGGAAGAGUUACUGGUAGACCGUCUGAAAAACACAAGAGAGGAAGAAGACGUAAAUGUGGAGUCGACGACACAAAUGAAGACCUCAGACGUCCAAGAGGAGACUGAAAAAACAGACACUGAGAAGAUGGGAACAGACGCCUCUUUCCUGCAUCAAAUACCCAGCGCAAAUCUGCCAUUGUCGCAUCAAACACAUGCAGGAGGUUCAGGCAGGUCCAGCCUCUCUCCUGAGGAAGCUGUCGUGGAUGAAGAUCGAAGUGUACGGAGGGAGGGCAUCGAUGAAGACGAUCUGACGACGGAGCAAGUCUUCCCUAACCUGAUCCACGAGGACAAACCGCCGCCUAUGUUACUGAGGGAAGUCAGUGAAGAUGGAAGUGAGAAGGUCAUCAGUGAUCACUCCACGUCGGCCGGAUUCACCUUCCAAAACUCCCUACUGUUUGAGCUGGACUGAGUUACAUCGUGUGAGUUCAGAGAGGACUGUAGUUUCAGCAUUUAGACGUAAUAAAAGAUGUUCAUAUGUGCAAAACUGUGGA
Sphaeramia orbicularis (orbiculate cardinalfish) is the source of this 2968-nucleotide messenger RNA. It is a transcript of the gene dnaaf2, whose product is annotated as dynein axonemal assembly factor 2. Gene Ontology annotation, cellular component: cytoplasm. Gene Ontology annotation, biological process: epithelial cilium movement involved in extracellular fluid movement; cilium-dependent cell motility; axonemal dynein complex assembly. Lineage: Eukaryota; Metazoa; Chordata; Actinopteri; Kurtiformes; Apogonidae. The record is from RefSeq and is a predicted model, not a curated record. Bases 172 to 2886 code for a protein of 904 amino acids. The transcript is spliced from 3 exons.